Molecule: messenger RNA, 1248 nt
Organism: Anopheles nili
Lineage: Eukaryota; Metazoa; Arthropoda; Insecta; Diptera; Culicidae
Product: sin3 histone deacetylase corepressor complex component SDS3
Exons: 3
Coding region: 1-1125 (374 amino acids)
Biological process (GO): negative regulation of transcription by RNA polymerase II
Cellular component (GO): Sin3-type complex
Molecular function (GO): histone deacetylase binding
Source: RefSeq, a predicted model, not a curated record
AUGUCGAACCGUGUGCAGCAUAUGAUGGAAAGUGAUCACCAUAGAAAUGCAUUGCCGGACAAUGAUCAAGAGAACGAUGGCGAAAGCGCGGAAGAUACAGAAGAAGCAAGCGAAAGUGAACUUGGGUGCUCGAGUAACCAACACACAGUUGACGAGAGAAUGGAAAUUAAGGAACAGAUGUAUCAGGAUAAGCUAGCUAAUUUAAUGGGACAAUUGGAAUUGCUUAAGCAACGGAAACAUCCCGAAUAUUUGCGCAUUGUAGAACGCCUGAAAGCAGAGCUAGAGGAUCGUUUGUUGCUAAACGAACUUCAUCGUGAUUAUAUGCUUGAAUGUGCCGAACGCGAUUGCGAACUAGAAAUGGCCGCGGCAGAAAAGGAAUAUGAAGAGAAGAAAGCAGAAUUAAAAGAAAAUCUUGUAUCGGAUUUAGAGGACCGCAAAAAGAUGAUCGAGCACGAAUUUGCCACAAUGGAGCUAAGCGGAGACUACAUCGAUGUAAAGCCCACAGUCACGCGCAAAUUGCGCCGCCGUCCCAAUGAGCCGUUACCGGUACCAGAGAAGCGCCGUAAACCAACCACAGGGCAAUUGGUAUUUUUACUAGAUGACAAGGAGAUUGAGCAUGAUUUAAAAUUAUUCUCUCGCAGUAAACCAAUUACCGUCAGUCGCUCACACCAACAGUCCUUGAACGGUGGGGGAAUCAACAGUAGCAGUCCAAGUGGAAAUAACACGUCUCAUAGUGCCACCGGAAUAUCGUCACAUAUCGGGACUGUCACCGGCAGCUCAGGCGCGAGUGCUUCUAGUUCAAAUGACGCCCAAAAUGGGCCUUCAACGGAUGGGACUUAUGGAAGGGACUCUUCAAGUGUAAGUGCACAGGGGUCCAACUCUAAUCAGCAACCACCAGCAGAGACGCGCAUUGAGGAUGGCAAACUUUGGUAUGAGCGGCGUUGGUUUCACCGUGGCCAACCGGUUCACGUCGAGGGCCGGGACAUUCCUCGUUUUUCCGCUAACAUAUCCGCCAUUGGAAUUGAGGCAAUAUGCGUUAAGAAAACGUCCGAUGGUCAAAAAGUGCGCAUAUUCCUUUCCCAAUUACGCCGAGGCAAAGUAGCCAUUAAACGACGAGCAAAUUAGCGACAUAUUCGCCUUGCGUGCAUUUGUUCUUUUGAAUAAUAUUUAUAUAUAUAUAUAUAUAUAAUUUUUUUUAUAUAUUUUUAUAUAUAUAUAUAAUUUUUUUUAAAUAAAUUUUGUUGCGAC